Aegilops tauschii subsp. strangulata is the source of this 996-nucleotide messenger RNA. Its product is annotated as U11/U12 small nuclear ribonucleoprotein 25 kDa protein. Gene Ontology annotation, biological process: mRNA splicing, via spliceosome. Lineage: Eukaryota; Viridiplantae; Streptophyta; Magnoliopsida; Poales; Poaceae. The record is from RefSeq and is a predicted model, not a curated record.
UUCUCCAGUGGCACCGCAUCUUCCCCGAGCGCCACCGCCGCCGGAGGGACCCGCGCUGAGUCCCGAGCCAAUCGCGCUCUACGGCGGAGAGGCGAUGGACUCGGCGGGAGCGUCGAAGGCCGAGGAGGAGGUGGCCGCUUACCAGAGCAGCGAGGCCAAGCAGGCGAGGCUGCAGUCCAUGCUCGCGGCGCUCCUCGACGACCCCAUUCUGGCCGACGUCCCGAGGAAGCCCUCGCUGGCGGACGUGGACACGCUCAUCAACCUCGAGCUCGGCAGCGCCAUGAGGGUGACCGUCGUCAAGCUGGACAACACCUCGUUCGACGUCGCGGUGUUGAACACGGCUACGCUCAAGGAUUUGAAGCUGGCUAUCAGGAAGAAGAUAACUGAGAUAGAGCAAGGCCAGAUGGGCCAUCGUCACAUCUCAUGGAAGCAUAUUUGGGAGAACUACUGCCUGACACAUCAGAGUGAGAAGUUGAUAGAUGACAAUUCUGCACUUUCUUCUUACGACAUUCGUAAUAAUUCCAAGGUUUGUUUCUCACCGCACGUCAUGUCGAGGGUGCAUCAGAAGCAUUCUAGGAGAAGAAAACACCGUUUCUUCCACGGGCUUAGCAGGAGGAUGUGAUCCCACCUCGUGAUUUGUGAUCGGAGAAGCCCUUGCGACCAGUGGGGAGCGAUCACUUCCAAAACGAAGAAUGCUCCAAGAUUUAGCUAUGGCGACGAAACGGGGUAGAAUUUCGCGGAAGCAAUCCACUGAUUCGUUGAUGGCAUGCAGGAGUUGCAGAAGAUUGUGCGCGCUUGGGAAAAGCAGUUGGUACGUAGUGCACGGGCACGUCAGCUAAUGUGUGUUGUAAAUUCGAAGCUACUGGUUUGGUCGUGUAAUUUGCCAGUGGGAAGUGCACUUCACAAUAUGUUGUAAUGCACUUCAGGUUAUCUAUCUGCAGGCUUUUGCAGGUCAGCUAGCUCUGGUAAACUACUGACUGCUUCAUUUUUGGUUCA